GGGUGGAGGAGCGAAUGACCGACGUGCCCCUUUGGCUUUUCCCUGAGUUAAUAUGGCUGCGGCCGGCGAGCCACGGGGUCGCGAGUGAGGAAAAGAGGGGAAGCUUUCCCUAGGCUUUGGCCACGAUCCCGUCAGCGAUGGCGCUUCGGUCACGGUACUGGGAGUUGUUGUCGGUUUGCAGGAACCCCGGGCGUGGGGUCUCAGCGCUCUCAACCAGCUCCAAGCCAGAGGUGAAGCCUGAAGUGGACCCUCUGGGCAAUGAAGCUGUUGCCCCGGAGUUCACCAACCGGAAUCCCCGGAAUCUGGAGCUCUUAGCCGUGGCCAGGAAGGAGCGGGGUUGGGGGACAGUGUGGCCCUCCCGCGAGUUCUGGCACAGGCUGCGAGUUAUAAGGACUCAGCAUCACGUAGAAGCACUUGUUGAGCAUCCCAACGGCCAGGUUGUGGUUUCUGCAUCCACACGUGAAUGGGCUAUUAAAAAGCACCUUUACAGCACCAAGAACGUGGUGGCCUGUGAGAGCGUAGGACGUGUGCUGGCAGAACGGUGCUUAGAGGCGGGGAUCAAUUUCAUGGUCUACCAGCCGACUCCGUGGGAGGCAGCCUCAGACUCGAUGAAGCGACUUCAGAGUGCUAUGACGGAAGGUGGCAUCAUGCUGCAGGAGCCCCGGAGAAGUUAUGAGUGAAGGGGAGGCCCUGUUUGGAAUGUGUAAAUAUCAAGCGGGGAGCUGUUCCAUCCUUCAGAAGAGCAUCUGGAAGAACAGCCAACUGGACAGUUUUAUGCAAGAAUGUAACUGCAGAAAGAUGUUCACAGUUAAGAUCAGCCCCCCAUUCCCUUGUGUGUGUGGGGCUAACAUCUUAGAGAAGUGUCUGAGAAAAGCUGUCACCUGUUGUAAUUAACUUUUGAAGGACAAAUUAAAUGUUUGUAAAUUAAAGAAUAAAGGCAUAU
Messenger RNA from Pteronotus mesoamericanus, 943 nucleotides. RefSeq names its product mitochondrial ribosomal protein L18 (gene MRPL18). Bases 138 to 680 code for a protein of 180 amino acids. Gene Ontology annotation, molecular function: structural constituent of ribosome; 5S rRNA binding. Gene Ontology annotation, biological process: translation. Gene Ontology annotation, cellular component: mitochondrion; ribosome. The record is from RefSeq and is a predicted model, not a curated record. NCBI's taxonomy places the organism in Eukaryota, Metazoa, Chordata, Mammalia, Chiroptera, Mormoopidae. The transcript is spliced from 4 exons.